AUGGCGGACAGAGUCGCAGAGAAGCCAUGCCGAGUUCUCGAGUUCUACAGUGGAAUCGGUGGAAUGAGAUACUCUUUAAUGGCGUCUGGAGUUGUGGCAGAAGUAGUAGAAGCGUUUGAGAUCAAUGAUGUUGCCAAUGAUGUUUACCAGCAUAACUUCGGACAUCGUCCCCAUCAGGGGAAUAUUCAGAGUCUCACUGCUGCUGACCUAGAUAAGUAUAAUGCUGAUGCUUGGCUUCUUUCUCCUCCUUGUCAACCUUAUACUAGACAAGGCCUUCAGAAACACUCUGGUGAUGCUCGGGCUUCUUCGUUUCUAAAGAUUCUUGAGCUUAUACCCCAUACGGCUAAACCUCCACAAAUGUUGUUUGUAGAGAAUGUUGUUGGAUUUGAGACUUCGGAUACACAUAUGGAAAUGAUUGAUACAUUAACAAAAUCAGAUUAUGUCACACAAGAAUUUAUUUUGAGUCCGUUGCAGUUUGGUGUGCCGUAUUCAAGACCACGUUACUUUUGCUUGGCCAAAAGAAAGCCUCUGUCAUUUCAGUCUCAGCACAAUAACAACAAGCUACUCUGGUCUCCAGGCCCGUUAUAUGGGCGUGAUGAUCAGGUGGAGUUUGGAAAAAGUCAAGCAGAAGAGGGCUUUGAAAACUUACUUGAGUCUUGCGAACCAGUAGAGAAGUUUCUUGACUUAACAACACAAGUAAACGGCGAGCCAGGUGGUUUUGACGAGUCUGAGAAUGGAUCCAGAGAUUGUGAUGGACAGGAAGAAGAUCUUGUCUCAAACUCUGUACAUCAAUAUCUAGUACCAUCAAGUUUGAUAGAGAGAUGGGGAAGCGCAAUGGAUAUCGUUUACCCUGAUUCGAAGAGAUGCUGUUGUUUCACAAAGAGUUAUUACAGAUACGUGAAGGGCACUGGUUCCCUCUUGGCAACUGUCCAGCCAAAAGUCAAGGGGAAGGAAUCUUGUUUGAAAGAGCAACGGCUUAGAUACUUCACCCCGAGAGAGGUAGCGAACUUUCACUCAUUCCCUGAAGACUUUGAGUUCCCAAAGCAGAUAAGCCUUCGACAAAGAUAUGCAAUGCUUGGAAACAGUUUAAGUGUAGCAGUCGUGUCUCCUCUGCUUCGGUACCUAUUCAGUUCUCCAGUCUUGACUGUGGAAUAA
Messenger RNA from Eruca vesicaria subsp. sativa (arugula), 1155 nucleotides. The record is from the annotation of a GenBank genome assembly. Lineage: Eukaryota; Viridiplantae; Streptophyta; Magnoliopsida; Brassicales; Brassicaceae.